UGUGUUUAUACAUCAAUCUCGCCUUGUUCAGCCACACCGCAAACAUGUAAGAGUUAAACACCGACGAGACGUGGACGAAGAGGAACCUCAUCAGCGGACAGCAAGGUGCUCAAAAUGGCUCAGGAGCUAAACAACGAAGAAGGGACCACAUUGAUUACCCCGCACAAAGCGCCCAGAGAGCCAAGCAGUUCAAUGAUAUAUGCGUCUUUUAAUUUCAUCAAUUCCAUUAUAGGAUCUGGAAUAAUAGGCUUACCAUAUGCAUUGAACCAGGCUGGACUCCCCUUUGGUCUUCUGCUGUUGGUAGUUGUUGGAUUCAUUACAGACUACUCAAUCAUCUUACUAAUUAAAGGAGGAAACCUGUCUGGGACAAACAGUUAUCAGUCACUGGUGCAAAGCACAUUUGGUUUCCCUGGAUUUCUGAUUUUGUCUGGACUGCAGUUCCUUUAUCCUUUCAUUGCUAUGAUUAGCUACAACAUCACAACUGGUGACACACUGACCAAAGUAUUUCAGAGAAUACCAGGAGUUGGUCCAGAUCACAUACUUGCAGAGCGCCACUUUGUGAUCUUGCUAUCAACCCUUGCAUUCACAAUGCCUCUGUCACUUUAUCGAAACAUAGAGAAACUUGGGAAGGUGUCCUUAUUGUCAAUGGUGCUGACAGUUGCCAUCCUCAUCACUGUAAUCAUCAGAGCAGCUACCUUUGGACCCCAAAUCCCCCCUACAGAGAAUGCAUGGGCAUUUGCAAAGUGGAAUGCUAUUCAGGCAGUUGGUGUGAUGUCUUUUGCCUUUAUAUGCCACCACAACAGCUUUCUCAUCUAUGGUUCUCUGGAGCAGCCCACACUAGCGAACUGGUCUCGGGUCACCCACGCGUCCGUAGGAUCUGCGUUAAUAAUCAGUGCUGCGUUCGCCGUUGCUGGCUAUACCACCUUCACUGGCUACACACAAGGAGACAUAUUUGAGAACUACUGCAGAAAUGACAACCUGGCAACAUUUGGUCGCUGCUGCUUUGGCUUCAGCAUUAUGACCACAUUUCCACUGGAGUGUUUUGUUACACGAGAGGUGUUAUCCAAGGUCUUUUGCAGUCGGGACCUUACAAAAGUGGAACAUGUGGCAAUAACGUUUCUAAUAGUUGCAGUUUGCGCAUCAAUCUCUUUGGCCUAUGAUUGUCUGGGAGUUGUUUUGGAGCUGAAUGGUGUUUUGAGCGCCACACCUCUGAUAUUCAUCAUUCCAUCUGCGUGCAUCCUCAAACUCUCCCCCGGACGCUGGUUCCAGGGUGAAAACUUGUUACCCACCAUCUUGAUAUUGAUUGGCUUGUUUGUCAUGAUCACCGGUUUGAUCAUGACGGUCCUUUACCCUCAGGAUUGCUCACAUGGCGCGGAGAUGUUCUACUGUGCAGAUGCCAAUGUCUCUGGCACUGUACCACCUGUAUGAAAUUCAACAAAUAUUUAUUUAUAUUAAACUUUUUAUGAACAACAACUUAAGUGACAACAUGUGGACAAGCUUGUCCGCAUACAUUUAUGUAUUGUAGUCUCCUUAGUUCCAAUUAAGGGCAGUCUUAAAAGGGACAUUUUAAGGUUAAUAAUUGGGGUUUCUUCUAGAACAUGAUUACACACUUUAAUGUUGAAAACAUUCUCAUACUGUCUAUCUGAAUGUCCCUGUAUUCCACCUCUGAAAUGCUCCAUUUUAACACCUGUUUCCUAAAGAUGUGACUCAUGGCGUACAUGGCAUGUAACAGGUAGAGGAGCCAAAUCUGAAUGGCUUGUUGAAUCACAUUUUUUCUGAUCUUGUCCACAACAAUCUGACUGGGUUGUAUUAUUUCACAGUUUUUGAGGUUGCGCUCCUCAACUCCAAAUGUAUGUGCUACUGAAAAGGUGAAUUGUUCAUGAAUAGUUCCCUUAAAAGUUUCACCAUGAUGCAAUGAUA
Molecule: messenger RNA, 1920 nt
Organism: Pseudoliparis swirei
Lineage: Eukaryota; Metazoa; Chordata; Actinopteri; Perciformes; Liparidae
Gene: slc38a11
Product: solute carrier family 38 member 11
Exons: 12
Coding region: 115-1428 (437 amino acids)
Biological process (GO): amino acid transmembrane transport
Molecular function (GO): amino acid transmembrane transporter activity
Source: RefSeq, a predicted model, not a curated record